AUGCCUACGCGUCGUAAAUCCCAUGCCAUCCUGCUUCUUCGCUCCGCUUUCCUCCUACAACUCACUUUCUCCCUCGUCGCUUUCGCCGCGUCGCCUGCGACGUUUCCUCCCCAGCCUUCGCGACAUCGUGCGACAGUUUCAGUCGCACGACCAGAUGGACGGGAUGGGGAGACCGAGGAAGGCGGGGAGAGCGGGGAAGGCGGGGAGGGUUGGGACGGGGAGACUGACUGGGACGAGGACCCAUGGCGGAACCAGCGAGUUUCGCCGUCGCCCAUGCUGCACGAUCAUGCGACAUCCGUGCGACGAGCUUUGGCGGCAGGCGACCCUGGCGACUCGCAGAGCAGCGCAGACGGCAUGUCCGCCGCGCUAGGCGCCGCAGGACGCGGCGGGUUGGGCCGCCAUAGAUCGCGGGAGGUCCGGCGCCUUGAGCAGCCAAUCACACGCAGCCAGCUGGCGCUUCUCAGCCUGAAUUUCUUCCCAGAAGUUUCCGGAGUAGAUGUGAUUACAGACGACGAAGGGGGAGACGAGGGAGGGAAGAAGCGGAGGGAGCAGGUGGCGUUGCCGAAUUUGGAGUGUGAAGGCGCAAUUUGCCCUGAAUUUUCGGAAUGCGGGCAGGGGAUACAGGCGUGCUGGAACCUGGAAUUCGUGGACGGGCUGAUGAAUAAAAACGGCGGAAGAAUUAAGGUUCCAGGCAGAAACGAUUCAGCAGCGAAUCACGACGAUCCUACUCCAAUAAAACCCCGUCUCAAUGCGACAGGUGCCAAUGCCAGUGUGAGUGCUGGUGACACAUCAGCAGCUUCCGCUAUCAGUAGCCCAUCAGACCCCCAAGCUGCUGCCUUAUCAUUAGCAAGUAAUGCCAGCUCAUCAGCAGCAGCAAUUCUUGCCCCAUCAACAGCAAGCGCCACUAGCAGCAGUCCAUCGAUCUCCAAAGAUGAAUUCUUAGCUCAUGCUGCCUCAUCCGCAACAGCUGUUGCUACACCUUCAGCGUCUGAAACGCCAAUGAGGAGGCGGUUGGUGGAGGAGCAGGGCAGAGGAGAAGGGUUUCUGAGGCACCUCCAAGAUUCAUCAACAGCAGCUGUUGCUACACCAUCAGUGCCUGAAACGUCAACGAGGAGGCGUUUAGCGGGGGAGAAGAGCACAGGGGAAGGGCUGCAGGGAUCAGGAGGAUUGAGUGGUGCAGUGCGGUUGAAAUGCCCUCCCAUCAGCUCACAGCAAAUCACGCCAGGCAUGGUGCUACUGCCCAACUGCUCCCUUGCCAUAGCCUCUCCAGAGGACGGGCUAAAGGCAUGGGAAGGGAGAAACGGCGAGGGGAAGCAAGGGCCAGGGGAGGAGGGAGAGGAGGAAGGGGACGGAGCAGAGGAGGAGGAAGUGGAGGAGGUAGGGGGUGAGGGAGAAGGGAAGGGGGUGCGGUAUGGGGGGGGGAGGGGGUGGGCGGGGCGGGUGGUGGAGUUGAGGGGCGUGUGGGUGGACGGGCAGGGGCGGGUCUUCAACGCCUCUCACCUCUUCUGGCCUGGCGGGUGCGGCAGGAGGAGGGCGCUCAGUGAGCUCAGCCCUUCACAUACCCGGCAUCAACACCAGGGCUCGAUUCCUCGUGCAGGAUCGCAAGAUCUCUCUGCCUUCUCUAUCCCCAUCCCUUCUGCCUUCUCUAAUCCCAUCCCUUCUGCCUUCUCUAUCCCCAUCCUUCCCCUCCCUUCUCAGUGGUUACACGUCAUGGCACCACACUACCUGGGAGCCCCACCGCAUCAAUGGCUGCACGUCAUGGCACCACACUACCUGGGAGCCCCACCGCAUCAAGUCACUCUGCUGCCCCAACCAGACAAGCCAACCCACCUGCUAUUCGUGCAAAGGCUCAUUCAGCAAUGCCACCUGUCCCGCCCUGCUAUCGCCCCUUUCCUCUCCUCCCCCCUCCUCUCUCCCUUCCUCACCAAACCCCCCACCAACCCCACCAGUCCUGCUUCUAGCACUGCACCCCACCCGCCCCUCCCCCGCACUCCUCUCCUCCCUUCAAAUCAUCCUCUACCUACCCUUUCUCUCUCCCAAAUUCUCCCCGUUCCCUCUCCCACCAGCCCUGCUUCCAGCACUGCAACCGCCCCUCCCCCUCGCUCCUCUCCUCUCUUCGAAACAUGCCCCCUCUCCCGUUUCCCUCUCUUCCGCCCCCCGAUUCCCCUCCCACUUCCCCCUCCCAUCCCAACCCCCCCCCAGCCUUGCUUCCAGCACUGCAACCGCCCCUCCCCUGCUCUCCUCUCCUCUCUUCGCUCACAUCACCUCCUCCCUCCUGAAGGCCUUCCCCUCUUCCAUGCCAACUGGACGCUCCGCCGCCCGCCACCUGUCCCUCUCCCGCCACCUGGCGGGACCGUCUCCACUGAUGUGGAGGCUGACGUUUCAGCUGACAUGGCAAAUGGUCCGGGAGGGGCGACUGUUGACGCAGAUGGGGACGGAUUCGCGGGGGUGAGGGGGAUGGUUGGGGAGGACUGGGUGGUGGUGGUGGCGGUGCCACCUGGCGCGAUGCUAUUGGAUAAGAUGGAGGAGAUGGUCGAUGGCGUAAUCCAAGAUAACUGGUGGAACGGCCGGGUGGUUUACUUCCGAGGAACCAUGGGCGUGCAGGAAGCCAGGGCUAUCUUCUCUCACGCUCUCCUCCUCAUCGCGCCACCAGGGGAGGCUCUGGACUUCAUUCUCUUCAUGCCGCCUGCUGCUGUCGUGCUCGAGAUUCAACCCUCCUCCCAUCCCUCCUCCUCCCACCGUGCUCUCUCUCACUCCCUCUCCCUUCGCCACCACACUCUCUUCUGCAAGCUACUCAACGUUUCCGGGCAGCCCAAAAAGCUUUCAUGUGACCGGCUCGUGCUCGCACAAGUCAUGCAAGCCCUCUCGACGGAAGUGUUUUUCAGCCCGGCGCUGCCCAGAGGCAGCCGGGCAGCGCGAGCUGCCCUUGGGAAAGCAUCCAUACCCGAUGCAUAUGCCAUGAAGCCAGGGGCGAGUGAGGCGGGGUGGACGGUGCGCGAGGGGGUGAAGUACGAGUGGGUGGUUGGGCCCUCCACAUGCCCGUCGCCUCAAGUGCCCGAGGAGAUUAAAGCCUUUGAACUAACAGUUAAGGCACGACUCAAAGAUGCUCAGGAGAAGGAGCGAGUUUUGCGAUCCCAGUUGGAGAAGAAUGGAACGGGGGAUGCAGCAGCAGCAGAGAAAACGGCAGCAGCAGCUGCAGCGGCUGUGGAAGCAGCAAAAGCAGCAACGGCGGCGGCGGCUGCAGCAGCAGUAAAUCUGUCAAACCCCUGGCUGCUGUUCAACGCGUCAGUCUUCUGCGAGAGGGUGGGGCGGGGCCGGCGAAUCCUCUUCCUGGGAGACUCAAAGCAGUACCAGAUGGUGCAGGUGUUUGUCAACCACAUGGCGUGGGGGUGGAAGGGAAAGAGGAAGCCUGCAAAAGAGUUGGUGAAUCUGGAGGAGCGGCCAAAGGCGUGUGUGGAUGCGCUGGGAGGGAAUGCAGCUAAAAUGGGGCAUGAGUUCUGCCAAUGGUGA
Closterium sp. NIES-65 is the source of this 3510-nucleotide messenger RNA. NCBI's taxonomy places the organism in Eukaryota, Viridiplantae, Streptophyta, Zygnematophyceae, Desmidiales, Closteriaceae. The record is from the annotation of a GenBank genome assembly.